Coccidioides immitis RS is the source of this 1271-nucleotide messenger RNA. RefSeq lists its product as uncharacterized. The record is from RefSeq and is a predicted model, not a curated record. NCBI's taxonomy places the organism in Eukaryota, Fungi, Ascomycota, Eurotiomycetes, Onygenales, Onygenaceae. Bases 1 to 393 code for a protein of 130 amino acids. The transcript has a single exon.
AUGGGUGCGGAGAAGCGCAUAAUGCUGCAGUCACUGUCCCUCGAUGGCGCUGGCUUGUUCAUCGAGCAUCGUCGCUGCGACCGGCCUCGGCCAAUCGGAUGGGCGGCGGCGCGGAUUAGUCAGGUGACGGUUCUUGGGCUGAGCAGCCAAUCGCAGCGGUGCUUCGGGCGGCCUCGCAGCGCCUUCUCCGCAGCUACCAUUGCCGAGUCGCUCCGAGCUGCAGCCGCCCGGGCUUUCGGCGGGCGCUCAAACCACGCUGGGCCGCUGCUGGGAGUCUGGGACUCUCGAGGGAGGUUUCACCGGCUGGGCUGUGUGUCGCGCUCCGGGCUUCAGGCGCGCGCCGCCCAGGCUCCUCGAGGUCACCUAAACAAUUAUUAUCAUUGGCCGCCAUGACUCCCCGGGCAGUCGUCGCACAGAGGGCGGAGAGUUUGGCAUGCCGUCUUGGUCUCGACCUCCCUCUAUCUUCGUUGAGUUUCAGGUACCCUCCACAUCGAUUCCACCAGAGCUCCACUCGAGCGCGCGCCAAAAAACUGACCUACAGCAGGACUCCGCUGCUAGAUGAAUGAUGUGUCCCGCAUCGAGCUGCUUGUCAUGGCAAGUACAAGCGUGAUCCCAUCUGCUGGUGACCGCUAACUAUAUUUGGUGGUGUUUCACCUCGCGAGGCAGACUUGCUGCUUUGUUCCAGUCCACUGAGAAGUGUAGAAAGUGAGCGCUACCUUUUUGUUGGUGAGUUCGAGAUCGAUGCCUUUUUGACAGGAUGACUGCGUUGGCAGUGGAAUCUAUGGCCUCCUCCAAUGUUUGGACAUCGCAGCGUACUGCCUAAACCGUAUCGUACAUGUAAACUUGAGUUCAACCAGAUUCUGUUCUCCUUAUGUUCCUUCAAAUCCCAGAUCCAGAUCUCUAUAUGGCCAGUGCCUACGAGAAUCUCAAUCGAUCGUGGGUGAUUGGAAUAAAGCCGGACCCUUCUAACCCACGUGGGUUGAGCACUGAAGGGCGAAAUACAUGAUUCGUCUCUCAAAUUCGAGGAGCCCGUAUACGAUACUUUUCCUUUCUUUUCUUUUUUUCUUUUUUCCCUCAAACACCUUGUGGUCUGGCGAAUGGGAAGUUGUUCCCAUUCGGCUGCAUCUCACAUUAAACAAGGGAUUUGGAUGCAAUCCAAGGGACAGCGAACAAUUCACAUAAACAGCUCAAAAGAGCAAGAGAUCUGACCAUCAGGCAAAUAUUGUAUUUUGAUGGGAUUGAAAAACGCUGCUAAUAGCAGCAUUUACAAC